GCCUGUUAUUGUUUACGGUCACACUGAUGUAAAGUAGGUCAUGGAAAAGGAAAGCUUGGCCAGACACUCGUUCAGUUGCCGUGUGUCAUCCAAGUAGCAAUAGGUGGCUUCGGGGAGCGGCGUCUCUGCGGUGUUGUCAGUCAUUUUACGUGAGUGCUGGCUCCGAACAACGGUCAGGUAACGUUAACGCUAUCCUUUUAUCGAGGACUGGUAGCAGCACGCAGCUAACGAAAGCUAACUAGCUACUCUACGCUUGGUCUGAAGCUGCCUUCACCGGUCGAGUUAUUCCGCCUCCGGCCACCCUUUUCUCCUUACUUGGCUCAUAAACCGUGAACGUACUGCAGUCGGCGACGCGUGUCAGUGUACUAACCUAUAUAAACUCAUAUAGCCAGCAGUCUGACUUGAAUUGUGACGCCGCUGACCUUGUUAUAGCCUGCUAACAUGUUAAUGCAUGCGCGGUUCAGCGGGUAGCGUUAGCUGCUCUCGUUAGCUGAGCUAGGCGGCUAACUAGAGCUAGUUAGGACAACAUCAGCACGUCAAAGGGUAAUAAUUUUACUCAUGAUGCCAAUGACUUGUGGAUUGGGACCAGGCUACUAACAGUUAGCGUUAGGUUAAGUUGUUAAGCUGGACUGAUGCUGUUCUCCCAACAUCUGGACUAAACCUGAACUGGCUGUCAGGUUCUCAUACAGGUGAGACAGGGAGUCGCUGCCAUGUCUAGACGGAGCAGGAACAGUCGUGCAUGGAGAUAUGUCUGGGGUGGGAUACGGCGGGAUGCUGAUGCCCGGGCACUUGUGUUGGCCUCUGAAAGUGAUGAAUGGAGCUAUGACCACCUCGAGUACAGUGAUUCAGACUCUGAGGCGGACUUUUCAGCAGUGAUGGUCCCUCCAGUCCCCAGUGCAGUGCCUGUCACCGGAGAGUCCUACUGUGGCUGUGAUUCUCAGGCGGAGUCCAGUUACAACCCUCGUCUGCGAGGUUUUCACCAAGUUAAAGACUGCCACUGUGGAGAGGAUGACCAAGAAUUUGACUGGGUGUGGGAUGUCAACAGCCGUUCGACAGCAACAUUACUGAGCUGCGACAAUCGCAAAGUGAACUUCCACUCUGAAUACAGCUGUGGUACAGCUGCAAUCCGUGGCUCUAGAGAGCUGGCUGAAGGGCAGCACUUCUGGGAAAUCAAGAUGACAUCCCCAGUGUAUGGAACAGACAUGAUGGUUGGUAUUGGUACUUCUGAUGUCAACCUAGACAAAUACAGACACACGUUCUGCAGCCUUCUGGGAAAAGAUGCAGACAGCUGGGGUCUUUCUUACACUGGCUUGUUGCAUCACAAAGGAGACAAGAUGAACUUCUCCUCUCGGUUUGGACAGGGAUCCAUCAUCGGAGUCCAUCUGGACACGUGGCACGGCACGCUUACUUUCUUCAAGAAUCGAAAGUGUAUAGGUGUUGCUGCCACAGAGUUACAAAAUAAGAGGUUUUAUCCGAUGGCGUGCUCCACAGCAGCGAAAAGCAGCAUGAAGGUGAUCAGAUCUUGCUCCGCGCCCACCUCCCUGCUGUACCUCUGUUGUGCUCGCCUUCGCCAGCUGCUGCCGGACUGUAUACACACCCUGGACGUGUUGCCAUUGCCGCCAGGCCUCCGUCAGUUGCUCCACAACAAACUGGGUUGGGUGCUCAGUCUCAAUAGUGGCGCCACAGAAGAAACCCCAGAUGGGCCUGAGCAUCCCUCGCGAUUGCCCGUCCCUCCCUUGCCUGGACCGUCCUCCUCUGAGAGUGACUCAGAGGGUUGUACAUCUGACCCCGAAGCCUGUCAGAGGAAAAGAUGCCGCUGGACAUGACUGGACAGCUCAAAUCCUACCUCCUCUUAAACACUGGCAGAGGUUACUGUCCUAUGGCAUCUAAUCUAGUGUUACUUAACUGCCUCAAGCUUUCCUCAACAUCAGUGUUAACACAGGAAAAUAACCAGGAUCGUCUGAGCAGAGAGGAGUGGUAACGUAGGCGGAAAACUGCAACGGCAGCAUUUCUGCCUGCACAUUUUAUUACUGUGAUCUUCUCUCAUGCCAUGUUAUUUUGUCAGCUAGCAUAAUUUGUUGCAGUUUUGUUGCCAUUCAUGAACGGAGAUGAGUGAAAAUUGUGAACGAAUGGAGCAGUCAAGUGUACAGUGUGACAGUGAGGAAAAGCACGGCCAAAUUUCUGGUGGCUAUCAUAGUAUAUUUGCAAAAAAGGGGGUUUCAAAAUUGAAAGACUGUAUAGAUAUUUUCAUCGUCCUGUAUGCAAAAAAUGUAUAUUGUUCUCAACCUUAACGCUAUCCAUGCAUCAUCAAAAUAAUCUGUUACUUGUUUUACUGGCAUCUGUGAUUUUCUGUUAGGUUUCCAACAUGAGAAUCAGUUGAUAUUUUUUAUUUCUUACCUACAGCUCAUAGCUCUAAAACUAAAACUGUCUUAAUUUAGGAAAAUGUUAGAAGGAGCUACAAUGAACAUGAGUGCAUUUUGCAGCUUUUAGUCCUCCAACAAUGAAAUUAUUCCCUUUUCUCUUUUAUGGAUCAGCCAUCAUCUCCAAACUACUCAUGUACAUCUGAUAUCACAUCAUCAGUCGAUUGGGGGAAAAAGUUACGAGUGAAAUAUUUUUACAUUCAUGUCAACAUCCACCUGCCAUCUGCUUUUCAGAGCCUCCUAUUGAAAAGUCACACUAGUCGUUUGUGGGAACUAUGGAUUUCCUCUUUUCUAAAAGAUGUAAGCAGAAUGCAUUGUUUAGAGUAGCUCUUAAAUGUUUCAUGAGGCUAAUAUGUCACUCAAAUGAGACUGUUGCACCUUUCAUCACUGUUACACCUAACUAUCGUUUUUUUUAGAACUUUUUAAAAAAGUUAGUUUGUUCGAUUGACAAAACAUGAGAUUAUGAGAAGUUUUAAUGUUAAGAUUUUUUUUGUACUGAUCUGUUUAUGCAACGCCAUUGUUUUGGUUUUUCCCAAGGCCUUGUUCCAUCUCUUUCCUUAAGAACACCUCUGGACUUUAAUUCACUAAGCUCAUACUCAGUUCUAAAUCUUUUAAGUAUCAAACACUCAGCCCCUCUUGGCCUAAAACAUGGCUGUAGGAAGGUGUUAGUUUCCCCAUUAAAGGGGAACACCUGCUGUGGUCAGCUUGAAUUUUGAAUUUCACAGCAGAAGAUGAGUUUUAGCAUAGAAACUUCCUGCACUGUUCCUGCAGAACAGAAUACUCUCAGCUCUCUGUGUAUGUUUCAUGUGUUUUAACAUUUAUACAUAUAUUUAAAAUAUGGUUGUAUAUGGCUAAAACACAGUUUAAAUAUUCCUCUACUGUCUAAGAACAAUCCCAACACUGACUAAAGCUGUGGAUUUAGCCAUGUUCUGCCAUACCUACAUCAUUUGGAAGAUACUGAGCACAUGAAAGGACAGCAGAGAGGUGGACUGUACCACCUGAGUGGUCUGCAACAUUUUUGUGGAUGUUUUCAUAUGUCUGAAAACUUGUUGUGAAACACAGACUUUUUACAGUCACAUUUGAAGCCUGCAGGGACUGAGUGGGUUUAAAAGAUGAAUUUAAGUAGUAAUUGAUCGUGUAUAACUGAGGAGGGGAUCAUUACCCCUGGGUCAGAUAUAUAAAUAGUUCUCUGUUUCAAAUUCUUCAGAGCUCAGUACCAAACCAUAACAAUUUAAGUAUAAUAAUAGUGUUUGACCUGGGUGUUGAAGCUACACAGUUUGUGAGCUGCUGCCUCAGUCUGCCCGUCUCCGAUCAUGUUCACUCCUCAAGGUCUUGGUUUAAGUAGAUAUACAGAAAGAUUUAAGGUACUAUGCAAUCCAAGCAUUUUCUGUGGUAAUGGUUUUGAGAAGGAAUGGGUGUGUUGGGGUGCCAUUAUGGAGACACUGGCACAACAACAGUGGUGAAGAUACCAGAGGACCAUGCUCAUCUGUCCUGAGUAAUAACACAACUUAAUUCUGUCCAGCUGUAUAAUGGUUUAUCAGAAAUCUCUCUAUGUAGAUCCAGUAAUGUAACCACAAAGAGGUUAGUUGUUGUCCAGCAGAUGUAUUUUUUAUCUUCUUUCACUGUAUUUGUCUUCACAUUGAUGCAUCCAAGCACUUUUUCUUACUGUUAUACUGUAAAUAGGUAAAUUCUAAGUGUUUCUUCUAUACCAUGUUAUAUUAAUAAUACUGUAUGUGCAGGCCUUUACUGGCCUUUUUCUGUAUAACUGAUCAGCAUGAUUUUCAGCUGAAAAUAAAAUGAGUGCUAAAUAUG
This is a messenger RNA of Toxotes jaculatrix (banded archerfish), 4232 nucleotides long. RefSeq names its product splA/ryanodine receptor domain and SOCS box containing 3a (gene spsb3a). Lineage: Eukaryota; Metazoa; Chordata; Actinopteri; Toxotidae. Gene Ontology annotation, molecular function: protein binding. The transcript is spliced from 7 exons. Gene Ontology annotation, biological process: proteasome-mediated ubiquitin-dependent protein catabolic process. The record is from RefSeq and is a predicted model, not a curated record. Bases 711 to 1826 code for a protein of 371 amino acids. Gene Ontology annotation, cellular component: SCF ubiquitin ligase complex.